GCGCUUUAUUUUCUUGUUUUGUUCAUGUCAACAGGUUAAAUGUACAAUAAACGUAUUUCAUUGUUGCGCGCGAUGCUAAAUAUUGUAAAAGUGUUAAUUAAAUGAGUGGUUCGAGAUAUGUUUACAUGAUAUUUAUAUAAGCUUCUAGAAUGGCUCAAACACCACAUGGUUGUCGGUUCCCCCCAACACCACAAUUAUCUGCUAGGAAAAGGGAGCUGUUUCCUAGCCCUCUAAACAGAAAACAGCCUUUUGGUUCUAUCCUCUCUGAAAUUGAUACAAAUACACCAAGGCGAUCUACUCGUAUUGCUAAUAAUAAACUUGUGACAGUUUGUGAGGCAGAUGAAACUACACCUUCAUCCAGACACUUAUAUUUAAGUGAUAAUUCUUCAGAUUUAGGACAUAUGAGUCCACUGGAAUUGAGUUCGAGUCCAGACCGUUAUGAUUCUCCUUUCCAUAACACCCCUUGUUUAGAUACACCUUCUGCACUUCUGGCUCGACCUAGAUUUUUUGCUAAGAAGGGCAAAGAUAUUUCUGAAUAUACAAGUUUUGAAGAUCUUGCUAGUAAAAUUGAUGAUGAUGAGGGAAUGCCAUUGGUGGAUGUAAAUCCUGAAACUCCAAGAAAAAGUUUUUCUGGUAUAUUUGUUAGGAAAGAUCCUUUGCAUGACAAAGAAAAUAUUGAGAAUCGAAAUAUUAACACCAUAUAUAAAGAAGAUAUUGAAUCAAUAUUGGAUGAAGACAGUAUAGUACCUGAAACUCCAGAGAAGCAUUCUCCAAGUGCUAAUUUGAGGACACCACAUGAGAUUUCCUUUGAGAAUGUUGAACCACCUAAGUUGUAUCAUAGAAAGUCUUUAACUGAAGUGAGCUCAUCGAAUGUGAAGGAGAAUGUGUCUAAACUGAAAAGACACUUGUCGAAGGAUUGCUUUGAUACUGUUCAAAACAAAGUGCCUAAGUUAACAGAACAAGCUCCUAAGGCAAGAACAUCUUUGUUCUCAACUAAAUCAUUUUAUCCACAAGUACAAAGAGAGAGUACAAUGUCUUCAAAAAUUACUAAUUAUUUUGGUUCCAUCAAGAAUGAUGAUUUAACAAAUAGAUCACAUGCAAGGAGAUCUCAAAAUCAUCGAGUCAUCAGAAAAACCAGAAAGGAUGGUCAAAUUAAUUUGGGUGUACAACAUAAAAUUCGUAAACCAAAACCCAAGCGCCCAAACACAACCCAAUUGCUCAAAGCAGCUUUAAAUAUUAUGGAUAAUUCACCUUUAAAUAGUUAUCUGAAUAAUUCAUUUACAACUGAAAAUAUUAAUGGUACUGAUAAUAACCCACUAGCAACAAAUUCUAAUAAUAAUCAAACACUCAAUACAUCUUUUAAUAGUUGUUUUUCUGAAAAAACUGUACAUAGAAAUCCUGUGAAUGAAUUUUCUAUAUCUCUAAAUAUUACUGAAAAUGAUAAUUCCAAUGAAGAAAAUGAGGAAAAUCGUCCAGCAAGAAAGUUCUUCAAGAGUAAAAGAUCACUUGCAAAUAAAUUAGUUAAAUUACAAGAUAAUUUGAUUAUAAAUAUCAAAUCAAAAAAUGAUAAAGAAAAGGAAGUUAACAAAAGUGCUGACUUUAGUUUUAAUACUAGUGACUCAUUCAAAGAGGCUGAUGGUGAUUUGACCAAAGUGCAGAGCGAAGUUGAAAAGUUGCUCUCUGAAUGGAAAGAUUCUGAUGAAUCAUGGCAAGAAGAAACUGCAAAUCGAAUUUUAGAUAAUGAGGAUAGUUUGGUGCUUGAUUGCCAAAAACUAUCCAUCAACAAUAACAAUGUUGAUGCAGGUUUAUUAUCACCUACAAGCCAAUUGAGCAAUAUGACCUCAGUUAUGGCUUUGGAUAGUCCUGCCAUUGCCUCAAAUGCAUCAACUGAACAGACGAAUAAUAAUAAUAAACUAUAUCCAUUGUUCUAUAAAGGAUUUGAUGGUGGUUCAGCAGAUGUUUAUGAUAAUUCUUUUAAAAAAACUCGUUCCAAGAAGAUGUGGAAACCUCAUAAAAUUCCUCAAUAUCAGUUGGAUGCUGGUCAAAAGAAAAUUGGACUGACUUAUUGUGCAGAAUGUGAUUUUGUAUAUGAGGUUGCUGAUCCAGAUGAGGAAUUGUUUCAUUACAAUUAUCACAAUUCCCUUCAUAUUCUCAACUUUAAAGGCUGGAAGAAUGAGAGCGUCAUAAGCGUUCUAGUGAAUGUUGGCCGUGUUAUUCAUAUCAAAUGUAAUUCUCCUAAAUCCUGGUUCAACAGAGUUCAACAAGUCCUAGAACUUGUUGAUAAUGAAAUAGGAGCUUUCUCUGAACCAUUUGAACUCGAUGAAUCAUCUCAAGUGUAUUUGAUGGCCAAUGCCAAACAAAUCAUUGGAAUCUUGUUAGCAAAGACUUUGAGUAAAGCACAUCGUAUGAUCAGCAGCAUUGACAGUAUAGAUUUGUGCACUGAGGAAUCAUUUGAUGUCAAAUGUGGUAUCUCACGGCUUUGGAUCGCGCCCCCUUUUCGCCGAAAAGGAUAUGCAACACAUAUGUUAAAUGCCAUGAGGUGCAAUUUUAUGUUUGGCAAAGUUUUAGAUUUAGAUGAAAUAGCCUUUAGUUCACCGACGGAAGCUGGUUUAACUCUGGCUAAAAAGUUCUCAGGACGUGAAGAUUUUUUAGUUUUUCAAGAAGCUUAAUUUUAUAAUACCAAAUAUAAUGUAUAUAGGAAUGAAAUGAAUUUUAUAUUGAUUUUUUUUUAAUAUGCCGUUUAUUGGCACAG
This is a messenger RNA of Ctenocephalides felis (cat flea), 2752 nucleotides long. RefSeq names its product N-acetyltransferase ESCO2-like. Gene Ontology annotation, biological process: mitotic sister chromatid cohesion. Lineage: Eukaryota; Metazoa; Arthropoda; Insecta; Siphonaptera; Pulicidae. The transcript has 9 exons. Gene Ontology annotation, cellular component: nucleus; chromatin. Gene Ontology annotation, molecular function: protein-lysine-acetyltransferase activity. Bases 150 to 2669 code for a protein of 839 amino acids. The record is from RefSeq and is a predicted model, not a curated record.